Ananas comosus (pineapple) is the source of this 3132-nucleotide messenger RNA. RefSeq lists its product as uncharacterized. The coding region runs from base 456 to 2861 and encodes 801 amino acids. The record is from RefSeq and is a predicted model, not a curated record. Lineage: Eukaryota; Viridiplantae; Streptophyta; Magnoliopsida; Poales; Bromeliaceae. The transcript is spliced from 7 exons.
GCCCGGGAGUCAAAGCCGCGGGAAUUCUCUCCUCCCCUCUCUCACAACCCCAACAAAUCCUCAUAAAUCCCCAACCCCUUCUCUCCCACCCACCGAAACAAAAUCCAUGCUUCGUUAUCAACAAAAGGAAAUUAAUACGAAAGAAAAAGGAAUGUAUGAAUAAAUGAACGGACCGUGCCGAAUCAGUUCCCAUAAUAACGUUGGUUGCCUCAACGUUCCGUUUCCCAAAUUUAGCACCCCCCAACGGUUACAUUUCCCCCUCCCAUCACUCCCUCGAAACAAUCCCUCAUCCCUUAUAAUAAUAGCAAACACGGCUCGAUUUUUAUCUCCCCAUUAACCAUUCCAUUAUUAUUAUACGAUCUCGUUGUGUUUCUCUUUUUCAUUACCACCACCACCACCACCACUACCACUAUUAUUAUUAUAACCAUAAUAAUCGGUGCUGCCGCCGCCGCCGAAUGGCGUCAUCGGUGGCGAGAAUGCCGCGAGAGGAAUGGCGGGACCCCGGCCGCCUCUCGUCGGCAGUCUUCGGAGCCCACACCCACCACCACCACCACCACCACCGCCGUCAGUCCUUCUCUCGGCAGCAAAAGAGCGCGCUCGUCCGCGACCGCCAGCACGUCGCCAUCGCCCCCGCGACGACCGAUUCCAACGACCCUGCUGUUGCUGCUGCUGCUAUAAGAGAGGACAAGGAGGAGGUGGAUUCUCCGUCCUUCGCCUCGGCGGCCGCCGCGGAGCAGCAGAGGCAGUCGCAGAUCCUCGACCGGUGGGCGGCCCGGCAGGCGCGCGGGAUGGUGACGACGAUUGAGAGGCAGGCGUGCGAGGCCGAGCUGUCUGCCCUCUCCACCUCCAGCCAGCCCGUCGCCGCCCGCGCCGCCUCGCUCCUCCUCCACCGCCGCCGUCGCGACCCCUCCCCCGCCGCCUCCGACUCCUCCGCCGCCAGCGCCACCACCAACAACAACAGCAGCAUCGGAUUCGCCGCUCCGCUCGACACCGCCUGCAAUGUCCGGGCGUCCUCCUUAAUCCAGAUGUGGCGGGAGCUCGAGGCGGAGGCCGGGCUCGCCCCGACCCCGCGCGCCGCCGCCGCCGCGGGCGGAACCAGCGCCGUUUCCUCCGGACACUCCGCCGCCGCCGAUGAACCGUCGCUGAAUUCCGACGCCUGCGACGGCUCGGAGGCGUCGUCCGGGGAUUGGGAACCUGCUGCAGUCCACUGUUCCAGUGCCGAAGCCGAUCGCAGCAGCGGCAGCUGCAGCGGCAGCUGCAGCGGCGGCGGCCGCGUGGGAUGCAUAGUGAAGAUGCUGACGGAGGGGAAGAAGGGGCAGAGCCCCGUGGCGCGGAGUGAGGAGGGGGAGGGCUCGACGAGGAGGAAUUCGGCGUCGGCGGAUGCGGGGGAGAGCGUCCGGAGCACGGCCUCGUCCGGGACGGCGCUCCGGCCGGUGAGAGGGCGCCGCGAUCUCGAAGAAUUGGUCGCGAGGAUGGAGCGGGAGCGGCGGAGGGAGCUCGCCGAGCUGGCCGAGCGGCAGGCCGUCUCGCGGUUCGCCUUCCGCGGCCGGCUUCAGUCAAUGCUAAGGCUCAGGUUCUUACGACGAGACGUGGCAGCCCGAAAUGAGAUCUGGACUCCGAUUCCAUCAACAACUCAGAAGCCGGAACGAAAGCAAGGCGGAGCGAUCUUGUCCAUAAGGCAGAGGUUCGAUCUUCGGGUGCAACACCAAGAAACUAGCGAAGCACCAAUUGAACAAAGUUCAAGCAGUAGUGCACUUGUUGAAUUCCCUACUGAUUCUGAAGGCUCAGAUUCCUCACCAUCAUCUGUUCAGAGGACUGCUGAUAACAAUCAAUAUCAGGAAGAUUCCUCCUCCUCCUCCCAAGAUGAACGUGAAAGCACGUCGCCUGGCCUCCACUCGGCAUCCUCUGCAAGCGAUGAUCUGCGCGAAGAAUGCCAUAGUCCUGAUGGCUCUUGGGAUGAAAGGAGCUUAUGGGUGAACAGUCUUGAUUGGCAGCAGUCUAUGGAUUCCAUAACUCCUCAUAGCUGGCAAGGAGAGGCUGUAACCGAGGCACUCGAAUCUUCCCAACACAGCGGACAUAAUGACCGUCCGUGGUUAUGCGAUUCGCCCAACUCAUGGAGAGCAUUGGAAGUUAGUAGACAGCAGAUGUUUCACAAUUUAUUUGAAAACUUAUCUGAUAAUAUUGAGAUCCGUGAGCUUCUAGAGAGGAGAAGGGUUUCGACUUCCCUCGCCAGUGACUUUUGUGGCAAAAUGAACCAGUUGAUCUUGUCAUUUUUACACAGACAAGGACAACAACAAUAUCAUGAUAGCAAUAAUUUUACUGACUACUAUGAAGAGCAACCAUUUUGGAGAUCAAAUGAUGAACUCCAAAACAACGAUCUAGUUGCAUCUGCCUCAUCAUCAUUGGUACCUUUAUCAUAUCAGACAUUUUCCAACCCAAACAGUCAGCGUCAUGCUUCAUUAACGCCCCAUGUUCCCCAAAAUCUGCUAGAGACGGAAGCUAUGCAAGAUAUGAGAAGUGAUAUGGCGCAAAUCCAUCAAGAAAUAGGUGAACUACGAAAGUUGGUAGAGAAUUGCCUAGAGUGGCAGGCCAGUCUGCAGCAGUCUAUCAAGCAGGAGGUUUCUGAUGCAGUCCGUCAAGCAGUUGCCGCAGUAAGUUUCCCAAGCUCUUCUAAUCCAACAAACGGAAGGAAAGGAAGCUGCUGCAUCUGCUGCGAAAUGCAAGUUGAUUCACUACUCUACAGGUGUGGGCACAUGUGUACCUGUUUCAAGUGUGCCCAUGAAUUGCAGUGGAGCAGUGGGAAAUGUCCAAUUUGUCGCUCUCCAAUUAUCGAUGUUGUUCGUGCAUAUCCUAAUUCAUAAGUUUGAUACUCAUAAUGACCUUGUGUUCUUUUGAAAUGUGCAAGUUAGUGGCCCUAAUAUUAAAAAAAGGGUGCUAAUUUUUUGUUAGCCUUGGUAUAUAUGCAUAUAAAGGCACUAUCAGUUUGACCAGUGUAAAGAUUUGCAUACAACUAAACUGUAAAUUUAUAGAAGAAUUCUCAUAUUGAUAUGUAAUUAUGGUAUUGAUAAUGGGAAUAAGUUUACUCUUUAUUCAGGCUUCAGCAUUAUCAAUAGAGAAAAAUGAAUUUUGUCA